Molecule: messenger RNA, 2198 nt
Organism: Styela clava
Lineage: Eukaryota; Metazoa; Chordata; Ascidiacea; Stolidobranchia; Styelidae
Molecular function (GO): ATP binding; RNA helicase activity; nucleic acid binding
Source: RefSeq, a predicted model, not a curated record
CUUCCUUCUCUUUUGACUCGCUGGACGGACUGUUUCGCUUUUCACCGCAUAUAUUUAUAUAAUUCAACGUUUGAAUCGUUAACUUCAGUUCGAGAAUCUUUUUAAUUUAUAUUAUUUAUCAUCAUGCCAGGAUACGGAGGAAGAGAUGGACGUAGUGGAGGUGGAUAUGGUGGAAGAGGAGGGGGCUAUGGUGGCGGAGGAUAUGGAGGAGGUGGUCGCGGAAGAGGUGGUGGCGGCGGCGGUGGUGGUGGAUAUGGUUCACGUGAUCGUUACGGUAGCAGUGGAUAUGGUAAUCAGAAUGGUGGUUCUAAAUAUGAUGCCCCCGGACAAAAUUUGAAGAAACCAAGAUGGGAGAUGGAGAAGUUAAAACCAUUCCAAAAACAUUUUUAUACUGAAUCACCAUCGGUUUCAAAUCGAAGUCAGGUCGAGAUUGAUAGAUUUUAUAACGAAAAAGGAGUCACUGUUGUGGGUGAAAAUGUAAAGCAUCCAAUAUUUCAUUUUCAAGAAGCUGGUUUUCCAGACUACAUCAACACCAUGAUAAUGCAAGCAGGUUUUGAGAGACCAACUUCAAUUCAGUCAAUCGGCUGGCCACAUGCAUUAAGUGGAACAGAUUUGGUCGGCAUCGCUCAGACUGGUUCAGGAAAAACUUUAGCUUUCAUAUUGCCAGCCAUCAUUCACAUAAAUGCACAACCUUAUUUGGAAAGAGGAGAUGGACCAAUUGCACUUGUUCUUUGCCCAACGAGAGAGCUUGCACAGCAAGUCCAAGUUGUUGCUAAUGAAUUCGGGAAGACGUCUCACAUCAAAAAUACUUGCGUUUACGGUGGUGCUUCAAAAGGACCUCAAAUACGAGACCUCGAAAGAGGCUGUGAGAUUGUGAUUGCUACACCCGGUCGUCUUAUUGACUUUCUGGAGUCACACAAAACAAAUCUACGAAGAUGUACAUAUCUAGUAUUGGAUGAAGCUGAUCGUAUGUUGGACAUGGGUUUUGAACCACAAAUUAGGAAAAUUAUAGAACAGAUUAGACCCGACAGACAAACUCUUAUGUGGAGUGCUACAUGGCCGAAAGAAGUCAGAAAGAUGGCUGAAGAUUACUUGACUGAAUAUGUUCAUGUACAGGUUGGAUCACUUAAUCUUGCAGCUAAUCAUAAUAUCCUCCAAAUCGUGGACGUGUGUCAAUCGUAUGAAAAGGAAGACAAGUUGAUGAGACUGCUUGAGGAAAUCAUGGCCGAAUCUGAAAACAAGACUAUCAUUUUCACCGAAACGAAGAAAAGAUGUGAUGAAUUGACAAGAAGAAUGCGCCGUGAUGGUUGGCCAACAAUGUGUAUACACGGAGACAAAUCACAACCAGAGCGUGACUGGGUCUUGAAUGAAUUCCGUACAGGAAAAUCGCCAAUUCUUGUCGCUACAGAUGUUGCCUCACGUGGAUUGGAUGUGUCCGAUGUCAAGUUUGUCAUAAACUUCGACUUCCCUUCUCAAUGUGAAGAUUACGUUCAUAGAAUUGGAAGAACAGCGAGAGCUGAUCAAACUGGAACGGCUUACACUUUCUUUACUUAUGACAAUUCCAAACAGGCCUCUGAGUUGGUCAAUAUUUUGCGGGAAGCGAAGCAGCAAGUCCAUCCUAAAUUGGUUGAAUUAGCUGAACAAUGGCGAAGAUUUGGCAAAGGUGGAAAAAGUUACGGCAGAUAUGGAGAUCGAAGUGGCGGAAGAGGUGGUGGCCGUGGAGGUAGAGGUGGGGGAUAUGGUAACAAAGGUGGUUACGGUGGACGAAGCCAGAAUGGCUACAGUUCUGGGCCAGUGAAUCCGAGGGCUGCCCAGUCCUACGGCAUGUCUCUCGGUGGUGGACAAAAUGGCGGUGGAAUGAUGAUGAUGCCUGGUGGUCCAGUUCCUUUGUCCCGUUGAAUAUAUUAUCUCUUUGGUGACAGCUUAAUGAAAAAGUCUGUGAAGUAUAGACUCGCGAGUGUGCUCCCCCAGAGCAAGCAUCUUUUCUAAUAUUCAUUCUUCGUCGUUUUUAUUCUUCUGUUAUAAAGUAAUUCCCAUUGCGACUGCUGUUUUAUUUAUUUCCCGCAUGCUCCAGGUUCACUCCUGCAUGUUGCUGUAGGUUGUAGUCCCCUGUUCACCCACUAUUUGGUGUCCACACUUUUAAAUACAUGUAUUGUUUUUACCCAAUUCGCUAAGAAAUAAAAGGCUUUUCGUGUACA